AUGCAAGGAGUAUUACCUACAUAAUGUCGAGAUUUUAUGAAUAAACAAUAUUGGCAACGAUUCUUCAAAAAGAUUAAGAAAGAGGGUCAAUAGAAUGAAUUCUUUGAGUGGUAUGGCAAUUAUGAUAGCUACAAUCAUUUGUUUAAACAAUAUAUCAAAGUGGAAGAUAGUGUAUUCCAUGCAGGUUGUGGCAAAUCACUACUAUCUGAAUAACUCUAUGACAAUGGUAUUUGUAAAAAUAUCACGAAUGUUGACUAUGAAAAAAUUUCUUUAGAUUAGAUGCGCAAGAGAUCUGAGAAUAAGAGACCAGAAAUGACAUUCUAAUGCAUGUCUUUGACUGAGGAAAUCAAUAUUCAAUCUGAAUAAUUCGAUAUUAUUCUAGACAAGGGAACUCUUGAUGCUAUCUUUCCAGAUGAAGAAACACCUUAAGUUAAUACUUAUUUAGCAAAUAUGCUCAGAAUAUUAAAGAAGAACGGCAAACUCAUCAUUAUAUCUCUAUUACAAGAUCAUAUUCUAAAGACUUUAUUGUAAUUGUAAGUCAAUAUCCAAAUUUAUGAAUGCGUAAUUGAGAAAAGUAAACUUUAUCCAUUUUUUAUCGUCAUUGAUAAAAGUGAAUAGAAAUCAAUUCAAUUUUAUUAAUUACAAAAGGAAGUUCAGACUUUGUCCAUUAAGUAGGCAUAAGAAAUAAUAAAAAAGAUAUAAUUACAGAAUCAUUUUGUUACAUCCAUCCAUAAACUUAGAUAAAGUCAAAGUUUCACCUUGGAUAUUUGGGAUAAUAACAAUAAAUAGACUCCAAGAUACAAAUUAGAUAUUUAUGAUAAUGAUGACAGCAAAAUCUUACUAUAGAAAACUUGUGGAUGUUUUAUUGUUCCCUAAGGUAGAGAGUAAUCUUUCUUAUUUGGAACUGAACAAGGACACAAAGAGUUAAUUAAACAAAUGAAAAUGUCUAGAUGUGUAAUCGCACGUAUGAAUCCAGGACAUUAAUUCAACAAUAUGAAAUAAGUAUAAUAAGAGUUGUCUGAACCGAUGAAGUAACUAAUACCUAAGGGUUGUACAAAUAUUCCUUGCCCAUUUUUAACAGAUGGAGAUGAAAUUGGAGAGAAGAAUAUCAUAUUUGAAGCUGAUGAUUGCAUAGUAGAAGAACUAAAUAUAGAUGAUAUUAAAUAUAGGAGAUUAAUAAUUAAGAGUGCUUUAGAUUUGAUUUAGAGUGAAGCCAAAAUUAUCAACAAUAAGGUGGACAAUUCAUAUCUAGAUUUCGAAGCAUAUGUUGCAAUAGUUGCAGGCUUAGCAUUUAAUAAAGCAAAGGAAGUUCUUAUAUUGGGAGGAGGUGUUGGUUUAUUGAGUAGAUUCAUAAAUGAACAUUUUGGAGUCAAGGUUACCAAUAUCGAAUUAAGUGAUGAUAUUGUGAACAUUGCAAAAACAUUCUUUGAUUUCAAGAAUACAGAUUCAGAAACUUUAGUAUGUUGUGAUGCACUUGAUUAUGUAGAUUAAACUCUUGAAUGCCAUCAAUAUGACACCAUCAUUGUUGAUAUCAAUGCAUCCCAAGCCAAUUAAUUAUCUCCACCUAAAGAGUUCUUGUCAGCGGAAUUUCUUAAUAAACUUAAGACAUUACUUACACCAUAAGGAAUCAUUAUAAUCAAUGUUUUAGAUUCUCAAAAAGAAUUAACUCAAUUGCCUUGGGACCUUUAUUAUUCUAGGAAGUGUGAGAAUGAAAUUAAUGAGAUAUUUUAUUUAAUCAAUGCGUAGAAGGAAAAGAAGGAAUUAGAUGGAAAAGAAAUUGAUGUUAUAGACAAGGGUCUCUUAGAUGCAAUUGCUCAGUAAUUGAAGGAGUCUAGAGUCAACUUCUCUAAAGGAAAAUGGGAUAGUUCAAUGAACUUGGCUUCUGAAAUAGAUAACAUUAAACUCAAACAUCCAGUUUUUAAGACUUAAGCAUUUUAGACUCAGGAAGCAUUACUGGUUUAGGAUGGAGAAAUUAUCAACAAUCGUAAGGAAUUUUAUUAAGAAGAUUUAAAGAAGGUUUAAAAGAAAAAGCAUAAUAGACGUAGAAAAAAUUGAUUUUUGUUAAUAUAUGUAUUUUAUUCUAAAUUGUUUGUGAAA
Paramecium tetraurelia is the source of this 2097-nucleotide messenger RNA. RefSeq lists its product as uncharacterized. The record is from RefSeq and is a predicted model, not a curated record. NCBI's taxonomy places the organism in Eukaryota, Ciliophora, Oligohymenophorea, Peniculida, Parameciidae. The transcript is spliced from 3 exons.